AUGGACAGGAAAAAGAACAACAAUGCCCAAGGAGGUCGCACAAACGGAAACAACAAAUCCAAACCUACCGACAACAAGGCCCAUACAGACACCACACUAGGCCUGUCAAACCUCAACCUCGGCGCCAACACAAACCCCAAACCCAAAAACAACAACUCUGGAAAGAAAACAUCCAAAAAGUCAACCUCCUCCUCUCAUGGCUCAACAGUAGCAGCAUCAUCACCCGUGUCAUCCAAGAAGGCAGGGCCUAUCCUCCUGGGCAUGCCGGACUCACCUAUGACGUCGGAGGAUGAUAUCGACCCCUAUAUCACCAAGAUUGGUGGCGUUCCUUUGUGGCUGUCAGAAGAUCUGCCAGCACCUUCCAAGUACGGUGUCUGCGAAGUAUGCGGCAAGGAUAUGUACCUGCUCCUUCAGGCAUAUGUGCCCCUCGAGAGCUCACCCUACGAUCGUGUCGUUUAUGUCUGGGCAUGUAACCAGCGACUCUGCAUGCGCAAGAAGGGAAGUUUCCGUGUGGUCCGUGCAUUGAAGUUGAACCCAGAGUACGCACAAAAGCUGGAAAAGAAGGCAAAACCUGCUGCACCUAUCGCUUCCGCACCAUUAGCCAACCCAUUCGGAGCAGCAGCACCAGGAGCAUUUGACAUGGGCAAUGCCUUGUUUGGUGGAGCAGGAACAGGAUUCAACAACCCUUUUGCACCUCCCUCGAGCACAGUCAACCCAUUCGCCCCACCUCCAGGAUUUGGGGCACCAGCCCCGGCAGCGGCACCUAUUUCUUUUGCCAGUGUUACAUCAUCCAACAUCCCCGCCAAGGAAGAGUCAUCCAGUGAAGAUGAAGAAGAGAUUGUAGAAGAGUCGGAACCAUGGCCAGAAAAGCCACCAGCAUUUUCCCCACAUUAUCUAUACAUUGCGGAAGAAGUGCUCGAGAAUUCCAAGACUGUCAGUGACGACAUUGCCGAAAAAUACAGUCACCUCCUCGCUCUGGAGGAGUCCAACCAGGACGAUGGCGAAGAUGACGAGAAGGGCGGUCCAGGAGGCGCCGGUUGGAGCGGAGAGGCGUAUGAGAAGGCAUCCCUCCCCAAGGGUGUUGACAAGGCGUUCAAGAAAUUCACAGAACGCGUUCAGGCAUGGCCUGAUCAAUGCGUUCGGUACCACUUCCCAGGAUCGCCCCUCUUGUUCUCGUUCUCUGACCCCACAGCACGGACACUCUUGCCAGCCAACGCUUCUCAGCAUUCAAAACACACUGCACCCAGUGCGCACAGGAUCCCAAGAUGUCCUGCCUGUAAGGGCCCCCGUGGGUUCGAGUUCCAGUUGAUGCCCAACUUGCUGUCGCUCCUGGACGUGACGUCCAAGAAGUACUUGUCAGAGGAGGAGAUGAAGGCCUUGAAGGAGCGGAAAGGCGCGCAGGUGUUUGAUAUUGGGAUGGAAUGGGGCACUAUUUUGGUGUACAGCUGUGUGGAUGAUUGUUUCGGAAAGAGUGUGGCCAAGAAGGUGGCUGGUGAUGUUGAAGAGGAUGCUAAAGUGCCGGCGGCUGUCAGGUACUUUGAGGAGGUGGCGCUUAUUCAGUUUGAGGAUUAG
This is a messenger RNA of Linnemannia hyalina, 1572 nucleotides long. The record is from the annotation of a GenBank genome assembly. Lineage: Eukaryota; Fungi; Mortierellomycota; Mortierellomycetes; Mortierellales; Mortierellaceae.